Messenger RNA from Symbiodinium sp. CCMP2592, 1313 nucleotides. The record is from the annotation of a GenBank genome assembly. NCBI's taxonomy places the organism in Eukaryota, Dinophyceae, Suessiales, Symbiodiniaceae.
AUGGCAAAGACAUGCAACUCCAUUUUCGGUGUCCUGCUCGUGUUUGUCAUGACAACGAUUCAGAUCAACAUGUUAUACAAGAUCGACCGCUGGAUGAACUCAGUCACCACGUGGACAAACGUUGGACUCCUGGCACUCUUUACCGCCGGACUUCUAUGUCCUUGUCUUAUACGUCCUUCGACGUUGAACUUCUGGUAUGUGGUGCUGAUGCUUUGCGGCGCUGCCUUCCUGUCUCCAUGGCACACCCAGCCAGAUGAGGCCUACACCUUCUCCUUCUUUCUUAUGGUUUUCUUCCGUAUCCCAUGUGCGAUCCUCUGCACACGAAUAGUCUAUGCGAUCGCAUUGAACUUCUUUUUCUUCGUCAUGAUGGCAUCGAGAGCCUUCUACGAAGCAGAUGAGUUCAAUCCGCUGUUCAAACCGGACGUGAUCAUUUCCACGGAGUGUCUGCUCUUCACACUGACCUUGUUCUGCACUUACGCACUCAAGAGCUCGCUUUCCCGCCGAGCGGAGAUGACGAUUCAGCGGAAGAAUGUGAAUACUCAGCUGAGUGCUGCACAGUCCUUGUUAAGGCUCACCUGCGACGCCGUGGUGGAAGUGGACAAUGACCUUCGCCUCACAAAGCACUCGCCGGAGCUUGCCGCCAUGCUGCUGAAGGGCGGCCCGUGCAACCUCGAUGGCACAAAGCUGACGGAUCUCAUGCCUCCCAUGGAGGCCCACCGAGCCGAAGAGAAUCUCCGUCGCUUCUCCGAGAAUGACCCGGAACCUGCGCAGGCUUUCCACACCCGCCUCGUGGACAGCUGUUCGAGUAAGCUGUGCAUCGAGAUGUUCCAGGUGCAAUACACGAAGACCGAUGGGCAGUACUGCCACCUCGUUGGCAUCCGCGACUUCACAGAUUCACCGGGUCUUUUGGUCCCUGCCAGCUCCGAGCAGUCUAUCGGAAACGACCUGUUCGAGGACACGCUGAGACGCUCGACAGAGUCCUCUCUGGACAUGGACAACGACUCGAUUUCCUCCACUGCAUCAGGCACCGAGGAGGCCACAAAAUCCAAGAAAACUUUCUUAGAGAUCGACAUGACGGAUAUGCGUGUGCAUGCAGCGUCCGCGCCUGUCGACUCGGUCGUGGGCAUGACGGUGUCGGAGCUCUUCCCAGCACCACACACCGUGCACCUACUACAACGCCUGCAGCACGAAGCCAUUGCCGUUGAAGACCGUGGGGAGCCACUCCGCGGCAACAGCUUCGUCUACAAGGAGCUUCCCGUUUGUUUCAGCCCGGGCAAGCCCACGGAGAUUACAGGCUCUAUGCAAGUUCUAAA